GGACAUUUGGUGCCUUCGCAGGGCAAACGUCUGAGGUUUUGUUUGGCUUGUAAUUUACGCACGGCCUGCAGAUUUCCACCCAAUUAUGUCUUUCUCAAGGGCUGGAAUUAAACGUUUCAAUGAUAUCAAAGGAUGUGCACCCCCAGUAGGUGCCUAUGACCCAAGGGAAGUAGAUGCACACGGGGCAGCUAUCGCAUUUGACAAAUCCGAUAGGUUUAAAACACCCAAAGAUGUUGGAUCAUGUCAUGGAACCUCCAUCAACAUGAGUCAGUUGAGCAAUCUGAGCGCCAUCAGCUGUGAUGGAGUCACACCCACCAAGAAACUCUUCACCACAAGCACACCUAAUCUUUUUGCUGUUGAGAAAAAAGGAAAGCAUUUCGAAAAGCCAGUAAUGCCAGUAGAUCCAGCCAAACUGAAACAACUUGAAAAAGAGAUUAAAAAACUGUUACAAGAGAGGGCAGAGCAAGACAGAAUUCUAGUCAAGAGAGAAGAGGAAUGGAAGAAACUAGAUGCAAAGUACAAAAAUACUUUACAAGAGAAGAACUCGCUUCAGACGAAAACUGCAGCGCUGGAAAAACAGUUGACCGAUGUACAGAAGGGAAAUGAUGUACUCAAAAACAAGAUUUCAGCUGCAGAAGGAUCACUAAAAAAGCAGGAGAACCUGCAAGCAGAGGUUAACUCUCUGAAGUUGCAGAUAGCUGUCAAGGAAGGAGAGGCAAUAAGGCUGAGGCAGGAGCUAGAGACUUCAGUCAACGAGCUCCUGGACUGUCUGUAUUUAUCAUUAGAGACGGCUAAUGUGCUCAAAGACAGGGAGGACCUUGCAGGUGACUUGGCUGAUUUGAGAGCAAACAAUCUUGGAAUACUGGAAAAACUGAAACUGGCCAAUUUGAAAGUGAAGAUACUGAAGGAGGAAGUGGAAAGAGUGAUUGAGGAUGCCAGUCUUAAGACAUUGGAAACCGCACAGAAAUGGGAGACCAAAUACUUGGCACUGACAGAGGAGAAACGCUUGCUGCAACUGGCCAUGGAUUCGCUGGAGGAAAACCUCAAGUCGUCUGAUACCUGUAGGAAGAGCCUACAGGAGAACAGAGAUGCAUUACUGACUGAAGUGGCAAGCCUAGAAGAAACAAUUCAGGAAAUGAAAUCUGAAAAAUGGGAUAAUGAUGAAGAAAUCAGACACCUGAAAGGGCUGCUGUUUGCUGAAGAAGACGGACGAAAAGUAGAAUCACAAUCAGCAUUUGAAAGCAGUGCUGAAAAAGCAGAAUUACAGGAAAAAAUAGAUCAUUUGGUGGAAUGCAAUGACGAAAUGAAUAAGAACAUCCGUCUGAUGACAGAGAAAUAUCAAACCCUGGAAGUUGCACUGUUAGAUGAGCAGAAUGUCUAUGAAAACCACAUUCAGAAACUGGAAGCCCAGUUAAAUUUAUCCAAAGGGGAUGUGGACAGAUUAAACAUAGAAGUUGUGGAAUUGCAGCAGAAAAAUAAGGAGUAUAUAACUACCAUGGGAGAAGAAAAGGCAUUGACUGAUAAAAAAUUACUUGGUCUGGAGGAGAAACUAGCCACAAGCUGUGAAGCAGAGGCCGUCAAACUAGCUGAGAUUCAGGAGUUAAAGGAAAACUUGAGGCAGCUUUCAUCCGAUAUAUGUGCUUACAAGGAACAGAUCGAGGAUGGCAACAUUAGGGAAAAAGAGGCACAUGAAAAAGUUCAGGAGUUGGAGGAGAAGGUUUCCAGGCUGCAGACAGAACUUACUGAGAUUCAGGGCACUGUUCUGGCGCAGAAAGAAUUGGAGGAGAAGAUAAAUGAGACGAAAAGGCAGUACGCCGAUCUACAAGAACAGCACGCCAGAUAUGUGGAUGAAACGUCUGGUAACAUUGCUGAUCUUCAGUCAAGGCUAGUUGACCACCAGGAGGAGAAAGCCAGUCUCACAGAGGAAAUACACACACUCAAGUCACAGAUUGAUCAGCUUACAUUAGAUGUACAUGAUUAUGAACAGGCUCUCAAAGACUUUGACUGUUUUAAGUCAGAGGCCAAUCAGAAGCAGGGAGAGUUACAAAAGAGUCUGGACGAAGCUUUUUCUGUGAAGGCCUCACUAGAGGAAAAGUGUGAGGCUCUUGAAGGAAAACUGAAGGAGUUAAGUGUGCAGGAGGCGAUCUUGUCCAGGGAAAAGGUGGAGCUGUCCUCUGAAGUAGAUAAGGUGAAGGGGGAGAGGAACACACUGUGUCAGGCUAACCUAGAGCUCCACACCAAACUGGCCGUUAGCGAGGAGGCACGAGAUGAGCUACACCAAGGUAACCAAGAGCUGGAGAAAGACUAUGAACAGGUGCGCCGCCAGCGAGUAAGGCUGGAGGAGAGCUGUGCUGAGCUGGAGGACAAGCUAAGCUGUGCAGAGGCCAGGUGUGCUGAGCAGGCAGACUUAGCUCACCAGGUGAGCAAACUGACAGGUGAGCUGGAGACUGUGGAGAACAAUUGCGAGCAGCUCGAGGCCAGGUUAUCUGACAUGACCUGUGAGCAAGAGGAGCUGACACGGGCCAACACCAGGCUUCAGGAAGAACUGGUGAGGAGCAUUGAGGUGAAACAAGCCAUCAGUGACAAGUUUGUGGCCACAGAUGCCAAGCUGAUGAAGACAGAGAAACAAGUAGUGGAGCUACAGGCUGCUAAGGAGGCUCUGCAGGAGCAGAUGUAUGCAGCUCAAGAGGAAGACCUGACAAAGAUGAUGACAAAGAUUGAAGACUUGACUACCCAGCUUGAAACACUAGAGAAGGCUAAAGAUUCCUUUCAACAAGCAGUCCAAGAGCUUCAGCAGCAGAAGUUGGAGAGCUGCAAGCAGAUACGGGAACUGGAAUCUGAAAUUUCAGAGAGAAACAGCAAAGUAGAAACUAUAACUACAGAGAAAGACAAACUAAGAGAGGACUUUGAAAUUUUGUCUGAGAGGAAGAAGACUGUUGAUUUGAAAUGUACAGAAAUGGAAGAAAAAGUGAAUAUGGCACAAAAGGAAAAAGUCAAUCUGGAGACUGAAAAAAGAAUCCUAGAGGCAGAGCUUGCAACAGUUCAAGAAGAAGUGGAAAAACUAAGGCUGAAUUUCUCUGAAAUUGAGAAGAAGAGCAGUUGUUCUGUAGAAGAAAGGGAGAGAUUGAUAGGCGAGAAAGAAGACUUACAGGAACAACUUGCACAAGCUCUGAAGAAGUGUGAUGAAUUAGUCAAGAGUCAAGAGAGUCUAGAACUGACAUUGAUGGAGAACGUAAAGAUGCAGGAGGAAAUGAGUCAAACAAUUGACCACCUUGAGGACAGUUGUGAGCUCCGUGUGAAGGGAGAGCAGGAGAAGUUUAAACAGAUGGAGGAGCAGUACGAGGAGCAGGUGACCGUGCUGCGUGAACAGCUGGCCGAUUGUGUACCCCGAGAGGAGGUGGAGCCACUCCUAGACGACGCCUAUGGCUGGAAGGCAAAGUAUGAGGACCUGUUAGCCAAGGUGGAGCCCUUCAUGGAGCAAAUUGAUGCAUAUGAGGUGGAAAAACAAGCCCUUUUAGGAAUGAAGAAAGAUGCACAGAAGGAAGUUGAGAAACUAAGUCGAGAUUACGCCAAAUUGUUAGGACAUCAGAACCAGAAACAGAAGAUCAAGCACAUUUUGAAGUUAAAGGACGAAAAUAAUUCAUUGAAAAUUGAACUGAACAAGACAAGAGAGCAGGUCAGCAAAUCAAGACGUACAAUUCAGAGGCUCGAGGACAAAGUUCGUUCGCUGGAAGGAAAACGUGGAAAGUUCGAUCCAUCUAAGGCAUUCCAACACAGCAAGGAGAAUGACCCUAAAACUCCCCCGCAGAAACUUGCACUGGACUCUGCAGGAAGAAGCCUGGCCUCCCCACUUGCUAACAGGAAUGGCAAAUUUAUCUCCCCAGUCCAGAAUGGGUUUGGAAACAAACUGUGACUGCUUUGAAGAGAUAUCAACUCACGUCUGGAGACUUCUGGAAAUUGGAAAGGUUGUCUUGCCUGUGUGUCCUAGCAGAGAUCACAGUUUAGCCAUGCAGCAUUUAGUUUUCAAAGUGGUCA
Liolophura sinensis is the source of this 4035-nucleotide messenger RNA. Its product is annotated as hyaluronan mediated motility receptor-like. Lineage: Eukaryota; Metazoa; Mollusca; Polyplacophora; Chitonida; Chitonidae. Gene Ontology annotation, molecular function: hyaluronic acid binding. The coding region runs from base 86 to 3913 and encodes 1275 amino acids. The transcript is spliced from 21 exons. The record is from RefSeq and is a predicted model, not a curated record. Gene Ontology annotation, cellular component: membrane.